This is a messenger RNA of Thamnophis elegans (Western terrestrial garter snake), 2287 nucleotides long. RefSeq names its product C-X9-C motif containing 1 (gene CMC1). NCBI's taxonomy places the organism in Eukaryota, Metazoa, Chordata, Lepidosauria, Squamata, Natricidae. The transcript has 5 exons. The coding region runs from base 128 to 448 and encodes 106 amino acids. Gene Ontology annotation, cellular component: mitochondrion. The record is from RefSeq and is a predicted model, not a curated record.
AGGAGGUUUUUGUCUGCUGACGUAGAGGACGAAGGCUGUAGAGGUCGCGUUUCCGGGGCUGAGAGAUUUCGUAUGGGUUGUUUCCUGCUUCGAGCAAUAACUGCUCCUUAAGGCAAGAUAGCUGCUGAUGGAGUCUGUCUGUAGUACUACAGGGGAACCAAAACUCAGACAUGUAGAAAAGGAUAUUUUGAUUCCAAAAAUAAUGAAAGCCAAAGCCAAGGAGCUGUGUUCUGAACAAGUGAAAGACUUUACAAAAUGUUGCAAAGACACAGGUUUUCUUAUGGUGGUAAAAUGCCAAAAGGAAAACAAACUCCUGAAAGAAUGUCUCACCGGCUACUAUAGUGAUCCAGCAUUUUAUGAAGAAUGCAAGGCUGAAUAUUUGAAAACCAGGGAAGAACACAGGGCAGCACAAGGUGUUCCUCAUCAGAAACAUUCUACUAGCACCUAGGUGAACUAUUUGGUUGUACAUGAUAUGUACAAUAUCUGCAAGUAACAGAGCAGAGGUCCUUUGCAAGAUUUCUUUAUUCUCUAAUUACCUAAUAAGGUUUGGUUUGCCAAGUGAAUACCCCCCAGAGAAUCUGAACUGACAGAUCUUUGAGAGAAACUCCACACAAAAUUUUAAAGUAGAAUUGCUUGAGAAGAAGAGUUCCUACAGAUUGCCACAUGUUAAGAUACAUGAAGAAUAUAAUCCUCAUUUUGAAGUCCCAACCCCUCUAAUAAUCACUGAAUUUAAGAAGGCUGCUAGAAAGCAUUUAAGAAGGGAAAUAGAUGGUUCAAGAAACAACAGAAUGCAGUUUAGUGAUGCUGAAAGUUACAACAGCACUGAAAAGUGACUUAUGACUGUUUUUCACACUUAUAACCUUAUAACAUAACAUUGCAGUAUUUGCACGGUUACAUAAAAUUCAUACACUUGGCAACUGACUCAUAUUUGUGACAGUUACAAUGUACCAGUGUCGUGUGAUCAUCUUUUCCAAACCUGACAAUUAGUCAAUGGGGAAGUCAAAUUCACUUCACAAUCAUGUUACUAAUUUAACAACAGUAGUGAUUCACUUAAUAACUGUGGCAAGAAAGUUAGUAAAAUAGAACUGUCUCACUAGCAACAGAAAUUUUGGGCUCAAUUGUUGUCAUAAAUCAAGGACUACCUAUAUAAAUUGCUUGUUAAAUAUGAAAAUGAGCCAUUCUGCUAAUCUUUCUGUUAUAUGCAUCAGUAAAUUAGAUCUCUUACCAAGAAAACAUGUACAACUAGGCAGGACUAACACAGUUCAGACUGCAUCCUUAUUGUAACUGUAAGUGUAUUGGUACUUUGGCUGAUUAGUGUAAGUUACAUGUGGAGUAAUGGGCUAUUGAAUAUCAAAUUGUGUUUAGUUUUUAAGGCUCUACUCCUCUUAUUAUUGAGGCAUUUGUGUAGAUGGAAAACAGGUUUCUCAAUUGAUUUUUGCAGUGGGGAUUGUCACCUUAUCUUCUAAUCCCUGGUUGGUUAAACUGUAACAAGAAACCUGGGCCUGUGCUUUUGUUACUUUGCAUAAAGAUUCUAAAAUAUUCUUCCAAGCAACACCUGUUUCAAAAUAGUAGAAGCCUAGUCUACAGUCUUCCUUAUGCUCAGAAUUUCAAUACAUUCUGAAUAAGGACUUUUUUCCCCAGAGUGCUCUAUCAUUGGAUACUUUUUAAUAGUUUUAUUCCUAUAUUUUCUCAUCUCAAUCAGAACAAGUACUCAUUUUCAAAACAAAAGAAUAAUUGUGGAAGAAUCCCAUGACAUUCCAGGUAUUAUUAGACUAUAAUUUCCAUUAUAACUGACCACCAGUUAUGCUAGGUUUAGUGGGAAAACAAUUUCCUUAUAGGAAUGAUAUAAAAAUAAAUAAUAAAAGCAAAGAGACAGCUACAAAUUCCACUAUCUCUGGUUAUAAAUGCUGGAAAUUUCAGAAAAUGUAAUAUUACCUUUGCAUUUUAAUCAAAGAAUCACUAAGAGCUCAUAGGUUUCUUAGCCAUAUACUAUAAUUCAUUGUUUGUGCAAUAUUUCCCAAUGUUGUUUUUGUGGUAUCGUUAAAUUUAGGGAAAUAAAUUUUGAUCCAUUUGAUCCACUUGAAUUUGUGAGAAGAUUUAAAAUACAAUAUUUGAAGAGUGAAGACAGUGUCAACAUCACUUUACAUCUGAUAUUCAUCAAUUCUACCUUCAAAAUCUACAGUAUUGUGGUGUUAAGAUAUGAUUUCUUGAGUUAUAUCUGAGAUGCAAAGAAAUAGAACUGAAUGUCCUAUCAAAGAAUCCAGAUAAAAUAGGUGAUGUGGAAAGU